AUUUAGUAGCAACAAACAUACAUACUCUAAUCAAUAACAUUUAUCUCUGUGAACAACAUCUCUGUCUUCCUCAUGUCGGCGACAACACAUGGUCUCCUCAUUCCAUUGUCUGCCCUGACUAAAAGCAAAAAGUCAAUGCGACUUUCAGGCUAAUUCCUCAAUUAUUAAAGCGAAGGUGAGUUUCUGAUUCAUUUUAGCAUUAAGACAGACUUCUUGGUCACUGUUGUAGCAAACCAGUGCAGUGAGAUACACAUCUCUACUGUACAGCAUCAUAAAAGAAGAGAAAAAGUGGCCAAGAAAAAGGAUUUAGUUCAUCCAUCUCAAUUAUGCUCUGUCUCCUUCAAGAUUGAUUUAUUCGUUUUGGCGUAUAAAGACGUCGCCUGGCGCCAGCGAUUUCAUCCGUGCGGUGGCGAUGGACGAAUCGUGGCGAGCACCGAUCGGAUCCGUGAUCCCCCGGCGGCGCUCCACCGAGGAGACGCGGGGACCGCGGAGCCGCUGGGCUGACUACGGCAGCGCCGCCGCGCUUGGUCCAGACGAUUUCCGCGACGUCUUCGGCGGGCCGCCGCGGACGGUCCUCCUGUGCCGAUUCUCCGGUGAGCUCCACGGGUCUGGAGAUCCCAAGCCCGGAAGCUUCUACGGCGAAAUCGUGCGUCCGACGAACCGGCAGAGGCGGAUCCCUCGAGGGGUGGCAGAUGGGCGAGGGAUGGUGAAGACAGAGGAGGGAUUCUACGACGACAUAUUUGGGAACGAGAGCAUUGGCGGUCAGAGGUCGAAAUCGAAGUCGUCGUCGUCAUCAGUGCUUAGCUCGGAGGACGCCAUGCUCUCUUCCUUCGCUUCUAAGCUCAGGCCAAUCGCAAUCCCUUCAAAAGGUUAUGGGUCUUCUCCAUCAACCACUGCAAGAGAUGGAUGGAGCAUCGAUUCAUACCCAACAGAUUCCUACUUGUUGGAGUGCAAAGACUCCAAGAACGAAGGCCACAGUUCUAACGAACUACUUCGACAAAAAUCUCAUCUUGGAUUCUCCUGCUGCUUCUCACCGCCGGAGACGAUCAGCCUAGAAGCCAGCUUCCGCAAGAACCACGAUGAGCCAGCGGGGUCUUACAACUCCGAUGAUUCCCCAAUCUCGUCGGUAAUAUCUUCUGCAUCUCUUGCUCCCAUGCUGUCAAAAGCAGGCUCAGGAGUGGAGGAUGUGAUACUGGAACUGAAAAGGGACAGGCAAAGAGUUGGAAGCUCCUCCUACAAGAUCGAAGCCGACCACCAUGACCAGGGAGAUAGAGAAGGAUCUGAUGCCAUAGAUGAAGCGAUUGCGUGGGCCAAGCAGAAGUUUCGGAAUCAUCAGGAAAAAAUUAAUUCUAUGAAUCAGAUGAAAGAGGAUCCAGUUAGCAUUUGCUGAAGAAGACUGGAGCUUCAGGGUAUUCCUCUCUGUUUGGUAGAAAUAUACUUUUAAGAGAGAAUCACAAGCAAACAGCCACAGCAGUGCAUGAUUCUCUUCGUUUAUGUUGUUGUAUGCAUCAAAGCCUCGUUUAUGCCUUGUGUCUAGUACUAGUGUUUCGUUGUGUUUGUCGCGUCCAUUGAUUUGAUUCCCUUUCCUUGUUGGAAGGUUUAUUUAAUUCAGUUUUAGCGAAAGCUAGUGAUUAAGAGUCAACGAUGUCGAUAACUCAUUUUGAACAAAAAUGUUUGGUGUUAA
Messenger RNA from Zingiber officinale, 1684 nucleotides. RefSeq lists its product as uncharacterized. Bases 413 to 1390 code for a protein of 325 amino acids. Lineage: Eukaryota; Viridiplantae; Streptophyta; Magnoliopsida; Zingiberales; Zingiberaceae. The record is from RefSeq and is a predicted model, not a curated record. The transcript has 3 exons.